Ambispora gerdemannii is the source of this 654-nucleotide messenger RNA. NCBI's taxonomy places the organism in Eukaryota, Fungi, Glomeromycota, Glomeromycetes, Archaeosporales, Ambisporaceae. The record is from the annotation of a GenBank genome assembly.
AUGGAAAGAAAUUUAACCAUUUUACCAACUAACCAACUUUUAGCCCAAGUUUGGGAUUAUGCUAUUACUCGACCAGCCAAAAGAGGCGAGCAUAAAAAAGAACUUUGGAACAUCAACAACCCGAAUACAAAAACUUAUAUCUUUUACGCGGUAAAGGUAAAAAAGAACGCUGGCAAGUUUUUGGAGCAGGUGAAAAAGGAACUGAAUAUUAGUGAGAAUAUUGAAUUAAGUCCGCACACAUUAAGAAGGUGCUUUGCGACUUACCAAGCCAUUUCGGGAAUGCCCUUACCAGUUUUACAGAAAGUAUUAGGGCAUAGUAAAAUAAGCACGACUGCCCUCUAUAUCAGAGAUAGAGAUUUAAGUAAUUUACAGUUAACUGAACGAAUUGCUAAUAAUCUAAGUCGGAAAAGAGCCAGUUUAACCAAAUCUCAAAUUGAAAGUGUAAUCAACGAACUAUUAACCGAAACCAAAAAAGCCUUAGUCAAAGGAGAAACAAUUCGCUUCCCUAGUUAUUAUUCUUUGACUACGGCAAUAACUAAGCCGAGGGUGGCUAUGAACUUGCAGACUAAGAAAAAAAUGAAUAUUCCGGCUAAAAGAGUGCCAAAAAUUAAAUUUAGUGCGGAUUUAAAAGCAGAGGUAGCCAAAAAAAAAUAA